AUGGCAAAGCGAACUGUCUCCGCUGGCAAAGAGAUUCAGGAGUCUGAAGGCACUAAUUUGAUGGUCGACUACUUGCCAGGCGACAUGCAAAAGAAUGAGCUCUACCAACUGUUCAAGAGCUUUGGCCAACUGUACGAUUUGAAGAUCAUACGCGACCCGGAGACAGGAGCCAGUCACUGCUGCGGCUUCAUCAGCUACGUCAACUCCAUGAGUGCCAACAGGGCUUUGAAAGCGAUGAACGGCUGCCGAUUGCGCGGCAUGAAGCUUAAGGUCUCUUGGUCUCCGAUAAUAAAUGCCGAUAGACACAAGAUAUAUGUGGCAAAUUUGCCAUUGACCUACAAUGCAGCGAAGGUGCGCCAGAUAUUCGAGCGCUUUGGCAAGGUAGUAUAUGUGAACCUACUCAAGAAUCGGCACACGCACAGGUCGCGGGGCGUUGCCUUUGUGCGCUACGAGAUGAAGGACUCGAUAGACAGGGCUAUAUUGGCCGGGAAUAACCUUGUUCUGGAGCAUGGCCAUCCACCGCUAUACGUCAGAUUGGCCUACCCCUCCAAGGUGUGGCCAGUGAGCCCGGAACCCGACGAGCCAGUGCCAGUGCCAUCGAACUCAGCCGUGGAAACCCCAUCGGUGGCACAGCCAUCAACUGAUACUCACGUGGACUCGCCGAAGGAGGAGAUAAAACAAUCCGUGAAUCCGAAAUGUUUCGUUUUUGGCCAAGUGGACAAUGCUACGGCUGAUGCAACGGCAGCUUCCUCACUAAAGCCCAAGACAUCGCUCAACUACAAAUACUUAAUGCACUUCAGAUCUGCCCCGGUUGCCCCUGCCUUGGCCGCAUCGAAUGAAUCAGUUGACUUGGCUGCCAUCAGAGACAACGUUCCAGAAAAGGCCGCUAACGGUGUCAGUUCGGUAUUGACCACCGGAUCUAAUGCUGCAAAGAUCAGAAUUAGGAGACAGCUUCGAUUUAAAAUACCCUACAAGAGGUUUGUCGCCAUACCCAAACCAGAUGACAUCUAG
Drosophila navojoa is the source of this 1011-nucleotide messenger RNA. RefSeq names its product RNA-binding protein maca (gene maca). The record is from RefSeq and is a predicted model, not a curated record. NCBI's taxonomy places the organism in Eukaryota, Metazoa, Arthropoda, Insecta, Diptera, Drosophilidae. Gene Ontology annotation, cellular component: ribonucleoprotein complex. Gene Ontology annotation, molecular function: RNA binding.